AUGGAAGGCAGGGUAGCAGGGACGGAGGACAAGCCAGAAGGAGGGGUGGUCUCCUCGAUCAAGCAGAAGACUCACCACAACGCCACGGUCUGGAGUGCGCGGCACCUGCCUCAGAAUCGGGACGUUUUUGUCACGUGCGGAGGGGAAGGAGGAUUGGCGCUUUGGCAAUACCACUACGCCACCCCUUCUUCCUCGUCCUCCCCUUCCACCACCACCCCAUCUUCGACCUCUGGCCCCGACCCCGGCGCCCUUUCCCUCCUGAACGCGCGGCUUCUGUCUCCUCAGCCUCUGGUCGCCUUCGAUUGGCACAGGGAGAAGACCGGUCUCUGCGCCAUCGCCUCUUUGGAUCAAUGCCUACGCGUUCAUCUCGUGACCAGGCUC
Molecule: messenger RNA, 381 nt
Organism: Nannochloropsis gaditana CCMP526
Product: wd domain-containing
Exons: 4
Molecular function (GO): protein binding
Source: RefSeq, a predicted model, not a curated record